Messenger RNA from Plasmodium knowlesi strain H, 2220 nucleotides. RefSeq names its product thrombospondin-related protein 1, putative. Lineage: Eukaryota; Apicomplexa; Aconoidasida; Haemosporida; Plasmodiidae. The record is from RefSeq and is a predicted model, not a curated record. The transcript has a single exon. The coding region runs from base 1 to 2220 and encodes 739 amino acids.
AUGAAUAACAGAAAACUCCUCUUUAGUAUUAUCCUACUCCUCUUGCUGAUCACAUCUCUCCCUCUCUGUGAGACAAAUGUAUCACAAGGAAAGUUAGAAGGAGAGGAAGAGUGCGCUCUGGUGUUUUUUCAUGGUGAACGGAAUGGACACCCCAGAGAUGGUAACAUGAAGUGGACAGUUUCGGCAUGGACGAGUGCCAUGUGGAUAGUUACUACUUGGAAGAACACCACAUCGACAAACAAGAUAUGGAGACUGGGAAUUAUUGCAUUGACUCCUCUACCUACCUCCUUGAAGACGAACUGGGGAGUGCGCUUGAAAAGGAACUCUCCUCCGAUCAGGUCUACAAUGUGGAAAUCACGAGUAUAUGGGUACAACAGGAGAAGUAGGUUAUUGCAAGGGGGGGGUGACGAGAAGGAUGAGAAGGAAGAGAAGGAAGAGAAGGAAGAGAAGGAUGGGAAGGAUGCGCCGCACGGGGAUGACAACAGCAGUCAGUACUUCAAGUGCUUCGUAGACAAGGCGAAGGAGAACCUGAGCGUGGAGGAGGAGGACAUGGCCAGAUGGGUCGACCCCGAACACAACUCUUGUUACUGCAGUGAAGAAAAUACACAACCAUGUACCAUGGACGACAUAAGGAACUCUAAGUUUAUAAGUCAAUUGAUGAGGACAGAAAUUUGUGAUAUCAGUGACAAGGGGAAUGAAAACAACCUGUUCAUCGUGUUGGACAAGUACUCCACAAUAAAAUGUUCCAACGUAGAAAGUACGACGAAGAAAAUUAAUCAGAUCGAACUGUACAACUAUUGCAAAAGUGGAUUGCCUUCCUGGGACAACAAACACUUUUAUCAGUACCUAGAUUGUGACACGGUGAAGAACAAAAAAGGAAAGACGAAGAAGGACAGGAAGAUAAGUUCAAAGGAUGUUAGAACGGGUGCACGGCGAUGGGGCGAAAUGUGUGCCGACCUAUGCGAGGAUAUAAAAUCGCUAUGCAACUCGAAGAACGCGCAAUUUUACUCCUUCGAAAUGUGCAGUAAGUAUUACGAAAUAAAUCACUUCACCGCGACUAUUUAUAACGGGAUUUUUAAAAAAUUCAACGACAACUGUUCCUACUUGGACCCCACAAAUAGGGGAUUACUUCUAUGCAAACAUAAACACAUAGCGUGUGAAUUCAGUGAGUGGUCCGAUUGGAGCCCUUGCUCAAAGUCUUGCAAAAAUGAUAAUUACGAUGCUGAAGCAAUUCGAAGGAGAAUAAGACACCUAGUUAAGGAAGUGAAGUAUGUUGGAAAGGCGUGCAGCACAGUGGUAAAGGAUAAGAACAAAUUGUUAGAUGUAGAUUUUUGUAACGAUGUUCCUCUUUGUUCUUCUGUCAAUCCGUCUAGUAAUGCACCCAAUAAUGGUAAUCCUACUGUUGAUACUCCUACAUCGGAGAAGAUAUACAACAACCCUCCUUUUGUGAUACCUCUUAAAGAAAUAGAAAAGGCUAACAUGUUGAACGAUUUAAAUCAACAGGAUGGAGAUGUUAUAAAUGAGAACUUCCUACAUAAUGAUUUGGAUACCCUAACCCAGUGCACCGUGACAGACAUGGCCCGAUUCGAAAAUUCAAGGGAGUACAAUGAGAAAAUUAAAUCUUGCGCUUGUCCUCCUUACCACUCUCCAUGCUACUUCAAAGACAUAUACAAAUCAGAUUUCUGGAAAAACUCCUUCGAUAAACAUUGUGCGGAUAAUCCCACUCUUAACGUUGUCACAGCAGACUUUGUUAUGCUCAGUUGUGAUAGCUCUAUCACCAUUAGGAAGAAGGAAAUUGCAGUUCAUACAUACCUUGCCAUGACAUUUGAUUGUCGAUCACCUACAUUUCAAUACCUGUUUUGCUCCAAGUCUAAUGAAUCUUCCAGAACGAAUAUUUUUUAUAUCACCCUUACUUGUGCCCUUGCCUUAAUUUCUGCCUUGUACCUCAUGCACUUUCUCAUCACCGAGCAUGACAAGUGGGCCUUCUUCAUCACUAGUGUCAUUCGCUCCAAACGAACUUCCCGGGCGGAUCCCCCUUCCACAGGGCCCUCCUCCGAUGAAGCCAGUGAUGCGGCCGAGACAACCCAAAAGCGAAAUGACAUCGGCAAGCGAAAUGACAUCGACAAGCGAAACGACACCCAAAAGCGAAACGACACCCAAAAGCGAAACGACACCCAAAAGCGAAAUGACACCCACAAAUCAAAUGAUACCCCACCGUAA